AUGGGAAUAUCCCGCUGUGCCCUGGUGCUGUGUUUGCAGCCCGAUGAAGUAAACAUGCCUGACACAGCCCCGGGCGUCUCCACCAAAGUAAGAGGCACAUUUUAUUGCAACAGAGAAAAAGGGAGCGAUUCUCUGGUUGUUGCUGCGUGUCCGACCGAGCUGCCAUCAGAGUUUUCUUUCACUCAAGUGUGCUCUGACAUGGACAGAAUGGGGAACAGCUUCAGGAAGCCCAGGCACAAUGAAGAGCAGGUGGGAGAUAUGCUACACAAUGUUUCCAAUCAGGUGCUGACAGAGCAGCCUCCAGCUCAGCCUCUGGCCGGGGCCAAGAACUGGUUUCCAUUCGCCAUCGGAUUCAUGGCAGUUCUGAGCAUCAUCAUUUCCCUAGUUGUAGCUUUGGCAGUAGUAGCCUCCAAGCAUCAUUCCUCUCCUCUGGACCUUCCUGCUGCCGCGUGCCCAGAUGACUGGAUUGGCUACCGAGGGAAAUGCUACCUCUUCUCAAAGGCGCAGGGGUCCUGGAACGAAGGCCAGAGCACCUGCUCUUCACUCAGUGCCUCUCUGGCUGUGAUUGACACCCAGCAAGACCUGGAUUUCCUGCAGCAACACAAAGGCUCCCCUGCAUGCUGGAUCGGCCUCUGGAGGAGGGACCCGGCCCAGCCCUGGAAAUGGGCGGAUGGUACAGAAUUCAACAACCGCCUGUUCAAAGUGGAAGGAGACGGACUAUAUGUAUAUCUCAACGAACGCCCCAGCAGCUCAUUGGGCCAUACCAACAUGCAAUCGAUCUGCAGCCAGCCGGACGAACUGGCAAAGAGGAAACAAAAUGGGGCCCUGCGAGUUUCACUGGAGUGAAGCAAAUCCCCUCUCUUCAGCGGUCACUGCUGCUUCCUAUAUUACAGACAUUGAAUAGCUGCUUUAAGUGCCGUACUCAGCUCAACGCAGGGCU
Messenger RNA from Chelonia mydas (Green sea turtle), 940 nucleotides. Its product is annotated as C-type lectin domain family 2 member A. NCBI's taxonomy places the organism in Eukaryota, Metazoa, Chordata, Testudines, Cheloniidae. The transcript is spliced from 7 exons. The coding region runs from base 1 to 846 and encodes 281 amino acids. The record is from RefSeq and is a predicted model, not a curated record.